UCUGGUUUUGAUCAACGGCAGACUCGCGCAAUGAUGGGUACCUUGCCAACACUGUUCCUGAUCUUGGUGUUCUUCCCUCAUGGUCUCCAAAGCUGUGGAGAUAGCACAGAAGCUGCGGCCCAGCUCGAGGAACAGUUGAAUGAGUCUCUGGGUCAACGACUAAGCCCCAGCGUGGUACUUGCUCUGUGUCUGGUGAACCACAAGGUCAAACCAGACAUUGUAAAAAGCCUGAAGGAGGAUGUUAUCAGCAAAGGGGUGAAUAUGACCAGUGGGAAGCUGGGCCAGUAUGUGUUGGCUUUGAUCUCCUGUUGUGAAGACACAAAAAACCUGAUGAUCGACAAGGAAUUAACCCAUGGCAUCAACCUGGGGAAGUUGCUUUCCGAGAAGCUUGGCCAAGAGAUUAAAUGCAUCAGAAUGCAUAAUCACCCAGUUACCACCUACUACCAAGUUGCAUUGGCUGUGCUUGCACUUUGCAAACAAGGUUACUAUAUUAAGAAGGGCGAUAUCAAAAUUUUCGCACAAGCUGCAAUGAACAACACCUUCUCUUAUGGAGGCCAUUUCUCAGUGGAUACGGCUGCUAUGGCUGCCAUGGCCUUCAGCUGUCUGCAGGAUUCCUACCAGCCAGCUGACUCCAUCAAGAUGGCCUUGACAAAACUGAUCAUGCAGAUUUUCUGUGCAAAAACUGCUCAGGGAACAAUUGGAAAUAUCUAUAGCACUGGCCUGGCCAUGCAGGCUCUUAUUGCUAAUAGUCAGUUCAUCCCAUUCCCUGUGUGGAACUGUUCAAACACUCAGGAGAAGGUUGAGGAAGAAAUCAGGCAGGGAGCAUUCUUAAACUCAGAAAUGGCUUCACAGAUCUUGCCACCUCUGCUAGGCAAGACAUACCUGCAGGCUGGUCAAGAGGGCUGCGCUGGAGUGAGGGAAACCCAGUCAAAGGCAGAGAUGAGCGAUGACAGAAACAUCGCUGUGGACUACACCGUAACUAAUGCGAUAUCUUGUAACAAUUCAUGUAGCCAUUCCAUUCAUCUUACUGGCAUUAGAGGAAUAAGCCUUCUCCAACUUAUGGAAAUUGCAGAGAAAAAAAAUCCACAACACUUUCAAUUCACGUAUAAGAUGACUGCCUUGGGCCCCUUCAUCACCAGCAUCGCUGGCAUUCCAACCAAAGCUCAAAAAAGGACCUAUUGGCAGUUUCUGAAUGGGACAAUAUUAAUUCCUGUUGGUGUUGCAGAGUACAAACCUUCCAAUGGGGAGCAUGUCAUUGCAAGACUCUCUAAAUAUUGAUUCAUGAUUGUAGUGAGCAGGUGGUAGAAAAUAGUCUGAGACCAAGAGCUAAUGUACAUCAAUGAAGUAGGUGUAGACUGUUUCAAAAGAGUUUCUUUUGUGUAUUAAUCAAAUAGCAUUGCACCCCGACACAAAACAGACCUCUUUACAAUCUAAACAAGUACCUCUGACCCCAACAUGACCUCCCUCUGACCCUGGCAUGAUCUAACUGUGACCCUGACAUGACUGCACAUGAACUCUGAUACAAAUCCAAUCUUAAACCGCUGCUAACCUGACACUGACCCAACAUUGACCCUGAUGUGAAACCAUCUCAAAUCCAAUAUACCACUUGACAGACUUGCCAUGAUUCUAAUAUGACAGCCUCACUUACCAGUCAGGGCCCUUACGUCAUCAGGCAAGGUUGGCACCCGGUCACCAACAAUUCAAUUUUGAGCCCUAUGACUGAUGCCCUGACAUAUCCCCAAAUUGAUCAUGGGCUUGUCUUGAUAUAUACAACUCUAUUAGGACUCCAAAUGAGUGUAAACCCCAAAGACCUUGAACUCACCAAAAACCAUCCAGAUUUGCCUUUGGAAGAUUCAACAGCUCUGCAAAUUCACCAGGAAGCCUAACAUGGCUCCUAAAGUGUGUAUGUUUUGAUUAUUACUUUAAGAGUGCUCCUGUAACCAACCCCCUCCUCUGGGGCCUCAAUGCCAAACUAUCAUGCCUUUCUUGACAGACACGUGCAAUGCUGUAUCUUACUGAGGAGUGCAUCAUACAAAUGCUAACAGGUGGAAUAACGAUAUUCAAAUCGGCAAGUGAGGGGGACUUUCGCUCACUGAGCGAUAACAAUAAUAAUCUUCAGGAAGGAAUUAGUUACAUACUUAAAGGGAAGGCAUUUGCAAGGGAAGGGUAGGUGGAGUCUGGCAUUGAUUCCCUUGACAUAUCUAAAGAAUGAUCACAAGUACAAAUCUUCAAUGGUCCUCCAUUAACGCAGAGCAAGAUCCAUGACUCUAGCAGCAGGAAAUGCCAACAUAGCUGCAUACAUCUCAUCUGUCUACUCAGAGGGGAAGAAAAAGACAAUAAAAUUGAGACAUUUUUACGUGGACACUGAAAAAGGUGGAAUUGUUUUCCCUCAAGUAGGUGCAAUUAAGGGAUUCCACAUAAGUUGUUUAUUCCUAAUCCUAAAAGAUAUCCAUCAGGUGAAUAAGGAGAAAUUGUUUCCAGCUGUGUCAUGAGAGGUAACCAGAGGACACAGAAUCAAUAGAAUCAGCAAAUGAACCAAAACAGCGAGACAGGGGCAAAUAUUCUGUCAUGGUGAGUUGUAGUAAAGGGAGACCAGGCUUCCGGAACAAGCAGAAUGAAGAACAACUUACGAAAGGGGAUUGGAUAAACACAUAAAGGUGGAACAACUGCAGGUUUAUGGGGAAGAGCCAUUGAUUGUGUCAAAUUGGAUAGCAUUGUCAAAGGGUAAGCAUGGAAAUGCUGGGCUGAAAAGACAUAUGUGCUGAAGCAAUCUGUGAUUUGUCAAGAACAUGUGAGAAUUCUGAUACCAAGGGAGCAAUGUAAAAUGAAAUACACAACUGAACAAUAAGAACCAUUGAAACUGC
Messenger RNA from Rhincodon typus (whale shark), 2864 nucleotides. Its product is annotated as transcobalamin-1-like. NCBI's taxonomy places the organism in Eukaryota, Metazoa, Chordata, Chondrichthyes, Orectolobiformes, Rhincodontidae. Bases 31 to 1278 code for a protein of 415 amino acids. The transcript has 9 exons. The record is from RefSeq and is a predicted model, not a curated record. Gene Ontology annotation, molecular function: cobalamin binding. Gene Ontology annotation, biological process: cobalamin transport.